GGAAGACAUAGACUGAGGAGACGAUCCUAUGUCAAUGAAGGCCCAAAUUAUGCAAUCGACGUCGAUCAGCAUGACAAGCUAAAGAUUCCGGCAGUUUUUCAAGGAGAAUAUUAUGGCUCAGGGUAGCACACACAAACAAUGACCCGCAAGUCAUGGCUUCAUACUUCCUUGACUUUCUACAAGAAAUAGAAGGUGAGUAUUUCAUCUUUGAUGUAAUGGAACCACCUCCAAACAUAAUUUAAUUAACAUUUUAUGCAAUGUUUUAGUGUGACACUAUACACUAUUGCAUAUCCUUUGCCUCCUUUAAAAUUAUCAAUUACAAAGAACAGUGUUGAAAAGAACAAUGUACGUACUUGUUGGAGGGUGUUCCACAGUGUGUUCAGAUGGACAGGGGUAUCGAGAAUGUCUUGAUUAAGGACAUCCAAGAAGCAUUCCAUUCAGAGUACAAUGGGAACGACCACUGCGUUAUCAAGAGUAUGUCCCCACAUAACCAGGUAGGCCAAAUACUUAACAUUUCCUGUAUCGUUUAUGAUGUUAAAAUCUCACUGACACAUUUGAUAUUUUAUGAUACGCAAAGUGUUUGAACAACUGAGAGGAGAACUAUUAAAUACUGCGUAAAGGUAAACCCAGGGCAGGUAAGAGAAUCAUAAUCACGAUUACAUACAUUAGUCUAUUGUUUUUGUUGACAGCGUAUCGAAUGCUUUUGGAGGACAUUGAUGGCCAUGAUGGAAAACUUUUGGGUUGACAUCUUCCAUGCGUUGGCUUCUGAUGGCAUCUUAGAUUGCACCUCACAGCUGCAAGUUGAAUGUUUCAGGUUUUGUUUCAACCAAAUGAUUCAGACUGAGAUGGAUAAUGUAAGAACAGAAUGGAACCAGCACCGGACAAGGGCAUCCCCGAAUGUUGUCGCUUUACCCAGAAAACCUGACCUAAUGUAUUUCUUACCAACACUGUACGGGUCAUCGAACAUGAACACAUUUUAAUGUGCCCUGUGUUGGUUGUUAGUCGGACAGCCGCACGGGUGCAACAUUUGGAGGCACGAGAGGGAUAGACGUGUCCGUUUUGCUCUCUCAGUUGGACUGGACGAUAUGCGUCUAUCCAGAAAAAAAGGAAUCCUGACUACUGUGUCGGCUACAGCAUGGUGACGGGGCGCUAACCAAGAGGGACGCCAAUAGCUGACGGAAACGAGUCGACUGUAUGUGCAGUGUUGGAGGGAGCAGAGGGAUCGCCACAUUGGGAUUGCCUUGCGUCCACGAGUGUGACACUGCAGUUCUAGUGACGUCGUCAAUCUGUCAUUGGUAUUCGGCCUUCCAAGAUGGAAACCCUGCUGGAAACCAUUGGACAGCUGACCACUCAGCUUGGUAACCUCUCCGUUGAACAGCUCCUUCUGGUGUGUCAGCGACUAGAGAUGGAGGUGGGAGAUGCGGCAGCGCAGACAAACGGUCGCCUUCGGUUGGCCCGAAAGGUAAUCAGCUACCUGAACAGUGAUGACAUCCAGGACCGUGACGAUGGUGGUCAGGAAAUUGUAGAGAUGCUGCAGAAGUUUGUUGAUGAGAUUGCACCAUCGGAGCCGUCUACAGCAGCCCCUACUGCCUCGUCAUCUAAGCAAUCAAGAAAGGAGCCCACCGAGGUAGAAACCACCACACCGGAGGAAAAGCUGCCUUCCCUGCCCCAAAAGCCUGUUGCGAAUGCCGACGUUAUGAAUUUGAUCUGGAGGGAGUUCAAGAUUUCCGGUCAGAUUGGUGAGCCUGGCCAAAAUGACCGCCUUACCUUUGCGAGCCUGGAAAACCAAAUCGAGACAGGAAGAGAGAAAGGCUACUCAGACAGGGACAUCGUACACGCCGUCAUCCGGGCCAUUGUCCCAGGGUCUGAGCUCCGCAGUUACCUGGAGGGAAGGAGCAAGAUUCCCCUCCCAGACCUGCGACAGAUCAUCCGUUCACACUAUCAGGAACGGGAUGCCACAGAAUUGUUUAAGCAACUAUCUCAGCUCACGCAAGAG
Messenger RNA from Acanthaster planci (crown-of-thorns starfish), 1996 nucleotides. RefSeq lists its product as uncharacterized. Gene Ontology annotation, molecular function: nucleic acid binding. The record is from RefSeq and is a predicted model, not a curated record. Lineage: Eukaryota; Metazoa; Echinodermata; Asteroidea; Valvatida; Acanthasteridae.